CCGCUCCUCGCGCUUUGUGAUGACGCACAACAUACUGCGUAUGUUUGAAACAUGGCAGCAGUGCAAGUGAGCGAAGCGGAGAAGGUUUAUCUUAUGCAUGGAGUUAGAGAUGACCUGAGAUUGGACGGACGGAGAUGUGAAGACUACAGACACAUGGAGAUCGAGACGGAUGUGGUGUCAAACACUGAUGGUUCUGCUAAAAUCAGUCUUGGUCACACUGAUGUUCUCGUAGGAGUGAAGGCAGAGAUUGGUAAACCUAGAGCCAUGGUACCAGACGAAGGUUAUCUGGAGUUCUUUGUGGACUGCUCAGCAAACGCCACACCUGAGUUUGAGGGGCGUGGGGGGGAGGAGCUAGGGGUGGAGCUCAGUAACGUCCUCUAUAAAGUGUUCAACAACAGGCACAGCGUGGACCUGCGCUCGCUCUGCAUCCUGCCGGGGGAGAACUGCUGGGUGCUGUACGUGGACGUGCUGCUGCUGCAGUGUGACGGAAACCUGUUUGACGCCAUAUCCAUCGCAAUCAAAGCCGCUCUGUUUAACACACGGAUUCCCAGAGUGCACAUAUCUGAGGAUGAGGAGGGCGGGAAGGAGAUCGAGCUCUCGGACGACCCCUUCGAUUGCAUCCGGAUCAAUGUGGAGAAUGUGCCGUGUAUCGUAACCCUGUGCAAGAUCGGUCACAGACACGUGGUGGACGCCACACUGCAGGAAAAGGCCUGUUCUGUGGCCAGUCUCCUGAUCUCAGUCACACACAAAGGAAUGGUCACAUGCGUCAGGAAGCUGGGAAGAGGAAGUCUGGACCCGGAGAGCAUCUUUGAGAUGACCGAGGCCGGGAAGCGUGUGGGAAAGACUCUUCACGCGCCGCUCAUGGAUCUGCUGCAGAAAGAAGAAAGUCUUGGCAAGAAACGACAGAAAGUGGGAUUCCUUGGAUAGCAGUUUUUGUUUGUUAGUUUUUCAAAUAAAUGAGUUAAGUUUCCUAUGA
Pimephales promelas (fathead minnow) is the source of this 976-nucleotide messenger RNA. RefSeq names its product exosome component 7 (gene exosc7). Gene Ontology annotation, cellular component: nuclear exosome (RNase complex); cytoplasmic exosome (RNase complex). Gene Ontology annotation, molecular function: mRNA 3'-UTR AU-rich region binding. NCBI's taxonomy places the organism in Eukaryota, Metazoa, Chordata, Actinopteri, Cypriniformes, Leuciscidae. The record is from RefSeq and is a predicted model, not a curated record. Gene Ontology annotation, biological process: exonucleolytic trimming to generate mature 3'-end of 5.8S rRNA from tricistronic rRNA transcript (SSU-rRNA, 5.8S rRNA, LSU-rRNA); nuclear-transcribed mRNA catabolic process, deadenylation-dependent decay; nuclear mRNA surveillance.